AGUCAUGACAGUGGGGGUCAGUGUUUGCUACUGCAGGCAGAUAGUGAAGCUCAAGCUAAGCAGCCACAUAAACAAUGUUUACAAACUACAUUAGCACUAUAUAUUAACGAUAUAAAAAUGUCCAAAACGUAAUAUAGAAUUUGAUAAGCUUUGCUGGGAACCAGCCAUGGACAUGUUUAAUAAAGUGACGGCUUUUCUGCAGCAGGCUUUGGAAACAAGAGAGCCUUCGAUAAACCUGCUGGACUCUUUUGUGGAUCACUGGAAAGCAAUAACCAACUAUUACAUUGAAACUUCAGAUGAGUCUUGUCCAGUGAAGCACACAGACAUCCCAUGGAGGCUCAGACAGAUGCUGGACAUCCUGGUGUAUGAGGAGAAACAGCAAGGAGAGGAAACAGGUCCCUGCAUGGAGUACCUGCUCCAGCACAAAAUACUAGAGACACUUUGCACACUGGGAAAAGCACAGUAUCCUCCUGGAAUGAGUCAACAAGUGAUGCUGUUUUUCUCUAAAGUCCUGAGCCAGAUCCAGAAACCUGUGCUACAUUUAAUCAAUGUCUAUCGGCCCGUACAGAAACUGAUCCAUCUGUGUGGCCUCCCUGAUUCACAGACAGAAAAAGAAGAGUCUCAGUUUCUCUUUGCUGUUUGCACUCGAGUCAAAAAAGACCCAUAUGUCCUCAACUAUAUCCUUGAGAUUACCAAAGACUCUCAGAAGAGGUCCAGUUCUACCUCUGACGAGGCUGUGGAGAAGGGCUGCAGUGAAGCCUCCCGUCCUGAGAGGGCUCCCUCUCCAUCGUCUCCCUCUACCAGUUCUGCCGCCUCCAGCUCACCUCAGGAAGCCACAGGCAUUAUCCCUGUACUCAUUCACCUGGGGAAAAGUGAGAAAAGUCGUGUUGUGCUCAGAUCCAUGGAGAGUUUGCUGCUGCUGGUCAGUUUACCACAGGAAGACACUGGACAUCUGCUGGCUGAGAGAACUCCACUGUGUCACCUACUCGCUCAGAGACUGACUGAACUUUACUGCCUCAUACCCUCAUCACUCGACCCUGCAGACAUCCACAGCUACUCCAGUGUACAGUGGAGGACUCCAUUCACACAGGACAGUACAGUGGAGAACCAGUCAUUUCCUGGCAGUGAGAACGUCCACAGAUUCUUCUACUUUUUGGACUACUGCAAUGAGCUCAUCAAAGAAGCACCAAGGGUACUUGGUGUUGAAAUGGCCAGAGCAAUUCACCUUCAGUGGCUUAAAGGAGUCAUCCAGCCUCACCUGCUUCAGAUGUCAGAGGUUGGGAUCCUGGUACACACCGCUCUGCUGUCCUGUUCUGUACGUCACAUACGUUCUCCAGUGCUCCUGGAGGAACUGGUUCAGUUUCUGUUGGGCAACGACACUCAUUGUGAACAGCGGCAGGACACACAUACACACAUUCUACGUUACCGCCUUAUUGAACACUGCAACCACAUCUCAGACGAGAUCAGUAUUACAACGUUGCAUCUCUUCGAGGAGCUUUUACAGAAGCCCAGCAGGAGCAUCUUGACCAAUCUGGUGCUACGUAAUCUUGAGACGCGCAGCUACAGGCUGUCCGGAUCAGGGGCCGCAGACGAGAGACAUGCAGUUGAGAGUGAUCUUCUGGAAGAGUCUGAGGAGCUGGAAGAGGAUCCAUUUUUCACAGACAUGUAUGAAGACAGUGGGUUCAGUGGCCAGGAGCCUCUUCUGUCUCUGCCCAGUGGCAGAGAAAGACCUAAUCCCAGUGCGCACACACAAGUCGCUGACAUUGUCAACAGCUUCUUGUGUUUAGUGCCCCAAGAGGCAAAAACAUCCCAUCUUGUUCAGGGAGCAGGAUACGACACGUAUGUUCAUGAUGCGCACAAACAGUUAAAAGAAUGUACUUCUCUUUCACGUGACUGGAACUGGUCAGAUUCUGCCAAAACCACUGAAAACAACCCAGCUACAGAAUUCUAUGAAGGGCACUUCCUACAAAUCCUGUUUGACAGGAUUGCACGCAUAUUAGAGCAGCCAUAUGAGCUAAAUCUGCAGGUGACAUCAGUUCUGUCCAGAUUAGCUGUGUUUCCUCACCCUCACCUGCAUGAGUACCUGCUGGACCCAUACAUCAGCCUGAGCCCUGGAGCACGAUCUCUUUUCUCCACUCUAGUCAGGGUGAUAGGGGAGUUAAUGCAGAGGAUCCAACACAUCCACAAUGUGACAGACAGACUGAUGAUGAUGAGGAGACAGCUGAUCGGACUGGAGGAGGAGACUAUGGUGGAUCACAUGACCCUGUUGAGAGGUGUGAUAGUUCUGGAGGAGUUCUGCAAGGAACUGGCUGCCAUAGCAUUUGUCAAACUACCCAUAGAAGAGCAAUGAAUCCAUUAUACCUAAACCAAUGACAAUACAAAGGAUCAGGACCCAACAACAGCUGUUGGAUGGCUCCAUCAGUGGGAGAAAAUAGAUUUGCACAGAACAGACUUAAGUGGCGAUAUUUGUAGAUUUGUAAGUCUUUUUUGAUGAUUAUUUUCAGGGAGCUGUCAACCUGUCUGAUGGCAGUUUAACUUUUGCCCAAGAAAAAAAUUACUUAAAAAAAAUAAGACUGGUGCUAUUGGAUUUCACAAACUCUGUCUGACGUACAAAGUUGCUUAUUCUCCACAGCUGCACGUCUUGCUGAACAAUGAUGACAAUUCACUUUAAGGGGAAGCAAUAGAAAAAAAACAUCUCUUGCACAAUAAGUUUUUACUAUAUACACUGUAUUAUAUAGUUUUAGGCCCAGUCAUUCACUCCUCUUUGAAUUUGAGUAUUUCUGGUUGGAUGUCUGCUGCACUGUGCUGCAAAUCUGCAGCUCGUGCCAGAUGGAGAAGAGCAGACGCUUUCCAUUUAUAAUUAUAGCAUUUGUUGUCAAAUUGAAUUAAAUGGUUUUUAUUUCUAUAAAAAAAAAGCAAGACAACAGUGGUGGGCAAGUAAUGUAAUCGGUGUACAGCUGAACACCGUGUAACACUGGUAAAACUGACUUCCACAGCAAGCCUAUUCUUUAAUUCCCUCGGUCAGUGUUUUUUUCAUUCAAAUAUGCAAAUCAAAACCUUUCUUACAAUUCUUACAAUAUGGAUUUUAAGCUAUUGCACAUCCCCUCUUUAAUUUUUUUCCCCCUGAAAUAUUAACUACAUUUGUUUAAGUGUAUCAUUAUGGUGUGUAAAGUAACUUUAUUUAUCUUUGCUCUAUGUCUCUAAAACAUGAAUAAUCAAUGUUGUUAUAUUUCUGAAGAUUUUAUGGCUGAAUCUAAGGGCUGGAGAGGUAUGCAGAUUUGUGAAUUUGUAAUUUGCCAUUGGCUGGUACUCUCAAUAGAUCUUUAUUUUCUACAGAGGUCUUAUGUGACGACUGUAUGCAAUACUUGCUUAUUUCUGUUGUCACAGCAAUAAACUCAUAAAAUAUUAA
This is a messenger RNA of Megalobrama amblycephala (Wuchang bream), 3409 nucleotides long. It is a transcript of the gene fhip2b, whose product is annotated as FHF complex subunit HOOK interacting protein 2B. The record is from RefSeq and is a predicted model, not a curated record. The transcript has 17 exons. The coding region runs from base 167 to 2350 and encodes 727 amino acids. Lineage: Eukaryota; Metazoa; Chordata; Actinopteri; Cypriniformes; Xenocyprididae.